This is a messenger RNA of Podospora pseudocomata, 1625 nucleotides long. RefSeq lists its product as uncharacterized. The transcript has 3 exons. Bases 348 to 1565 code for a protein of 405 amino acids. Lineage: Eukaryota; Fungi; Ascomycota; Sordariomycetes; Sordariales; Podosporaceae. The record is from RefSeq and is a predicted model, not a curated record.
GUGGGGGCAUACCUUAGUCUCCCUCGAGCCGGACUUGCCGCAUCAAGUUACCUGGGUGCGUUGGGUUGGGAAUUUGCUCCAUUUCUUGCUUGCAGUCUUACAGGUUGUCAAGGUUGACUACCUGACCCAAAAGUCAACAGCAAAUCACCUUGAUUUAUCGAUUGGAUAAAGGUCAGCAGGAGUUUAUAACAACCGCCGACUCCAGCCUACACAUAGCCUUAACAGCUUUCGGUCCCAUUCACAGGCCACACCUCCACACGUGACCUGACCCUCGCUACCCAGCCGCCAUUCAACAUUGAACUCGGGCUAUAUCGACACUACGACGCAGAUAUCAAGCCUUUGAAGCCAUGGCCCAGCCCAAGAGAAUGCUCAUCAAAGAGCUCCACACACCCGACUCAUCCGACCUCGAUCUUGUCCUCAUUCACGGCCUCAACGGUGAUCCAAUCGAGACAUGGCGACAUCAGGACACCAAACAGGUCUGGCCCCAGGCGCUGUUGCCUGACGCUCGACCCAAGACCAGAGUGCUGUCUUAUGGCUACAAUGGUGAUAUCUACCUCAACAACUCUGCCGCCAAUAUUCGAGACAUGGCCAGAUCAGUUCUUUCCAACCUUGAUGCCGGCCGGAGAUCUGACCCUCAUCGUCCCAUCAUCUUUGUCGCCCACUGUCUGGGAGGUUUGAUCAUCAAACAAGCAUUGUGCUUUGCCCGCGCUGAGCGCCGGUUUCACAACAUUGGCGAUGCUACAAAGGCUGUGUUUUUCUUUGGCACCCCUCACUCCGGAGCAAAGAAACAAGACUGGAAGCGCAUCGCUGAAAGUUAUUCCGUCCUUUCUCCCCGCAGGGGCUCUGUGGCACCCAUUGUCAAUGCCAUUACCACCUCUGCUCCCAGACUAGGCAAACUUUGCGACGACUUUGUUGAGCUUACAGAUCGCUAUCUCAUUGUGACAUGGUAUGAAACUGUGUUUUGGCCUGGGACAAAGAAGUGUAUCGUCGACCAAACCAGCGCUAGAAUGAUGGCAGGUGGCAACGAAGAGGCUAUGCCAGUGGAGGCUGAUCAUGUCAAUAUGUGCCGCUUUUCAGGGGGAGAUGAUCCAACGCUGCAGGAGCUGCUAAUGUUUGUUCAGAGAGCCCUUGGGAAAGAGGAGAGAAUGGUGCCUUUAGGACAAAUACCGAGUGGCGAGGUAUCCGGCACUCAGGGACGCACCGCCAGGACUACGAUUCGGCAGCCCUACACCAUUUUCACGGAAACAGUGAGGGAGAGACACAUCAUGAUUGGCGCUGACCUCACUGGCCAGGUGCACAGCCAGCAGAGGAGUGUGACUGUGGAGAGUGGUGCUUCUGAGGCAAUGACGCUUGGCCCUGUUGAGGAGGUCGAGGAUGAUGACUCUAAUAGAGCCAAUCAUGCUCAAUCUCCAAGUCAAAUCGAGGCUCCUCCCGUCUCAGAGGCAGAGGAAAUGCCUUGGGGAGCAAAACUUGAUGCUUCUGACUCCGGCCGGGACUUGCGGAGGCCGAACUUCCUGAAGCGUUUUGCCGGCCGUCUGCGUUCGAAGCAGACCUUGAUCAGAUAGACCAUUUUGCUAUCUUUUAGACAUAUAAAAACGGUGGCUUUGUGUCAGCAGCGAUGUUCA